Meyerozyma guilliermondii ATCC 6260 is the source of this 1152-nucleotide messenger RNA. RefSeq lists its product as uncharacterized. The coding region runs from base 1 to 1152 and encodes 383 amino acids. The record is from RefSeq and is a predicted model, not a curated record. NCBI's taxonomy places the organism in Eukaryota, Fungi, Ascomycota, Pichiomycetes, Serinales, Debaryomycetaceae. The transcript has a single exon.
AUGAUUCCUACACUGCUACGCACUUUGAACUUCAGGUAUGUGUACACACCUUGGUCUGAUGAUCGUGACAAACUGUACGAUUUGACCGCUUUUACAAAUAUGACUUCCCUUACAAUGGUGCUGCCACCGCGUCUGACCGACCCUUUGAAAUUACCGCCCAACUUGCUCAAACUUUCGAUUUCGUGUACUCAGUUGCAUAACAGAAUCAGUUUUCCGCCUGGAAUAGUUGACCUCGAGUUAAGCUAUUGUGGCACUAUGCUGACGGACGGCUGGCUACUACCAGCCCGAUUGAAGCGACUUUCACUUCAUCACAAUGAACUCUCAUCGUUCAAUGCCGUACUUCAUUGCUGUGAAUACUUGAGCUUGGAAGGCAAUCCUUUACAGGAACUUGAGAUCGAAGCUCCCGUUCUUGAGCAUAUCGACUUGAGUUAUACUUUGUUGACGUCAAUUCCCAAACUUCCUGAUAGUCUUCAAGCUCUUAUCAUCAGAAGCGAACUGCUAAAACUCUCCCCUAUGUCUAUAUUGCCUUCGAGUUUAAAGCUUCUAGACCUCGCGGGAACUGAAUGUGUAGCUCUUCCAGACUUGACAUUUCCAUCGUCAUUAGAAGAGCUCUACCUCUGUGAAAUCUACUUGUUACAAAUGAGUGGAGUCAAAUUUGCCAAAGGAUCAAAAUUGAAAGAAUUGAGUAUGAGCAGUUGUGAUUUGAAGACAAUCGACGACAGAAUGAUCGAGCUACCCCUCGGCUUGAAAUCCCUAGGAUUGCAUAGCAAUCUCUUGAAAAACAUCGAUAAGCUCACCAUUCCGCAAACAGUUACUUCAUUAGAAUUGGAAUUUAAUAAUUUUGGAUCAUUGAAAGUUAAGUCCUAUAUUGAGACACUAAACCUUCGUGAUAAUUAUCGAUUAUCAAGGCUGACGAUACCAAAGAAGCUGGAGCUAAAGUUUCUUGACGUCGAUCAAACUAGUAUCAGAAAGUUUUCAUUUGACAUAAUUGGAGCUAAGAGACUCACACAAUUACGCCUGGAUUCUACUGUUGAAGAGAUUGACUUUUCCGAGAUGCCAACCAAUUUUCAAAUUUUGGAAUAUCAUAGGCGCCGUGUAAUUGAAGGACUCCACAAUUAUCCUAAUACAAAUAUUUGGAGACCUUUGCGGUGA